Molecule: messenger RNA, 1209 nt
Organism: Coccomyxa subellipsoidea C-169
Lineage: Eukaryota; Viridiplantae; Chlorophyta; Trebouxiophyceae; Coccomyxaceae
Product: kinase-like protein
Exons: 7
Coding region: 1-1209 (402 amino acids)
Biological process (GO): intracellular signal transduction; protein phosphorylation
Cellular component (GO): cytoplasm
Molecular function (GO): ATP binding; protein serine/threonine kinase activity
Source: RefSeq, a predicted model, not a curated record
AUGAACAGAAGUACUGGAGCGGGCGCGGCUCAGGAUGCAUCCGAGGAUAAUGAGCCUCCAGAACAGCCCAUUGUGGAGAGGGAUCCGUCUGGAAGAUGGAGCCGGGUGGACCAGAUUCUUGGGCGGGGCGCGUUCAAGACUGUGUACAAGGGAUUUGACGAAGAGGAGGGCAUAGAGGUGGCUUGGAACCAGGUCAGAGUGUCAGACUUGGUGUCGAGCAAGGAGGAGCGGGACCGGCUCUUUGCCGAGAUUCGGGUGCUCAAGCAGCUGAAGCACAAGAACAUCAUGACCUUCUACGAUUCUUGGCUGGAUCCCAAGACGUACACGGUCAACUUCAUUACCGAGCUCUUCACCUCGGGCACGCUGCGCCAAUACCGCAAACGGCAUAAGCACAUUGAUCCGGAGGUCCUGAAGCGCUGGGCAUGGCAAAUUCUGUGCGGCCUGGUCUACCUGCACGGUCACACACCUCCAAUAAUCCAUCGUGACCUGAAGUCUGACAACAUUUUCAUCAAUGGCAGCGAGGGCGUUGUGAAGAUCGGUGAUCUGGGUCUUGCAACAUUGCUGCGGGCGCGCACUGCUCCCCAGAGCGUGCUGGGCACUCCUGAGUUCAUGGCGCCAGAGCUGUAUGACGAGGAGUACGACGACCGUGUGGAUGUGUAUUCCUUUGGCAUGUGCCUGUUGGAGCUGGCCACGCUCGAGUACCCCUACAGCGAGUGCCGCAAUGCUGCUCAGAUCUACCGCAAAGUGUCCCUGGGAGUGAGGCCGGCUGGGCUGGCAAAGGUGCCGACGCAGGAGCUGGCAGACUUCAUCUCGACCUGCAUCGAGUCCAUGCGCCAGCGCCGGCCGCGCGCGCGGCAGCUGUUGAAGCACCCCUACUUCGCGACCAUCCGUGCGGAGAAGUGCGCAGCGAAGCUGGGUGAGGCCGCGCUUGCACAUGCCGGCGCCAGCGCGGCCGACCUGCAGCAGAUGAUGUCCGAGUGCGCGGCACUCUGUCCUGCUGCAGGCGAUCGGGAGUUCUGUGUCAAGGGCAAGCUGAUGGAUGCUGACGACAAGCUCAAUCUGCGCCUGCGCAUCGGUCAGCAUAUAGGUGAGACUGCUACAGUCGAGUUUGACUUUGAUCUGGCGGCUGACACCGCCUACAGCGUGGCCAGUGAGAUGGUCAGCGACCUCAGUCUUAGCCACGAGGAUGCAAAGGUGCCCCUGUCUUGA